Molecule: messenger RNA, 2890 nt
Organism: Siniperca chuatsi (mandarin fish)
Lineage: Eukaryota; Metazoa; Chordata; Actinopteri; Centrarchiformes; Sinipercidae
Gene: dhrs7cb
Product: dehydrogenase/reductase (SDR family) member 7Cb
Exons: 7
Coding region: 1009-1950 (313 amino acids)
Biological process (GO): regulation of release of sequestered calcium ion into cytosol by sarcoplasmic reticulum
Cellular component (GO): sarcoplasmic reticulum membrane
Molecular function (GO): all-trans-retinol dehydrogenase (NAD+) activity
Source: RefSeq, a predicted model, not a curated record
GUGUCACACCAAAAAGCUCAAAACCAGUUCACGUUUUUCUCCUUAACUUAAGCAAAAGUCCUACAAUAGCUAAAAAUACUAGUAAAAGUACCUACAGAGGUACAGGGGUGAAAGAAGUAAAAUUAAACAAGCUAAACACAUUUUAACUUUAUUGUGUUAUCCUCGACAUUUUCAAUGAAUAUGUAUUUGUCGGUGUAUGACCUGUUAUAUUUACCCUAUAUUGAUAUAGGAAAUAAAUCAAAUCAAAUCACAGUUAAAUGUGCUUAAAGUCAUUUUCAAGUACAAGUUCUCAUUAUGCAUAACUGCAUGCAUUUCAUACUGUUACAUUAUUAUGUAUAUUGCGUCAUUGUUUAGUAUUACUGGUGUCCUUUUAUAACUAUUUUAUAUACAGUUUGUUAUUUUAAUCUACAACAAUGCAUCGUUUACAUAUUAUAUUACUGAAUUACUAUUCACGUGUAAUCAGGUUUUUAUUGUUGUAGUCUAGUUGGUCGAGGUGGAGCUAAUUUUGACAACUUUCUAUACUGCUGGGCCAAAUGAAAGUCUAAGUAAUGCAGUCUUUAAAGCCGAAUCCUCACAGAAGGGAAAUCUGUCUCUCUUAGUCAAGGUAUUUUUGCAUUCAAUUUUUAUUAAUAAGCAAGUCAUUUAUUAGUUGGAAAACAUUACUGACUAACUGACUUUAAAACCGCAGUACAAAGCAAACAUUUGCCCCUUAACACAAAGUGGAACUGAGAUUCUCACUUGUCGUCCAUCCCUUCAUGCUGGCAACAAGGGAACAUGCCUCAGAUACUAUGCACCGCAUAUGUGUGUAUUAAUGGCUGACUCAAGCAGAGGCUAUUAUAAGCAGCAGGUUCCAGUGGAUAGCAGCCGGACAGACAGCCGGACAGAGGAACGGAGCUGUGUGAAUUGACGAGGGACAAAGAGGGAGGAGAAGGGCCUCUGUUACCUAACUAAACCCGGAAAAAACAACAGCCAGUCCUGCUGAAGGAUUAGCAACCUGUUUGUGCUAACAUGGCCCUGCCCUCUGUGAUGGUGUUGCCCCUGCUGAUUGUUGUGGCGGCAGGGGUGUACUACAUCUACAAUGCGGUCAUGCAGUUCAUGUCCAAGUCCUUAGUGCGAAACAAAGUGGUGGUGAUCACUGAUGCUGUGUCCGGGGUGGGAACUGAGUGCGCCCAUCUUUUCCAUAAGGGUGGUGCCAGACUGAUCCUGUGUGGGACUAGCUGGGAUAAGAUGGAGUCUCUGUAUGACUCUCUGACUAAUGACGCUGACCCCAGAGAGACGUUUGCCCCAAAGCUGGUGAUCCUGGACUUCAGCGAUAUGGACAGCAUAGAGGACGUGGUGGCUGAGGUGGUGGAGUGUUACGGCUGUGUGGAUGUGUUGAUCUGUAACAGCAGCGUGAAGCUGAAGGCCCCGGUGCAGAGUGUCUCCCUGGAACUGGACAGAAACAUCAUGGACAUUAACUACUUCGGCCCCAGCACUCUGGCCAAAGGUGUUCUUCCAACAAUGAUCUCAAGAAGAUCGGGGCACAUUGUGCUGGUCAGCAGCAUCCAGGGAAGACUGGCUGUCCCAUUCAGAAGUUCAUAUGCUGCAUCUAAGCAUGCGGCGCAGGCCUUCUUCGACUGCCUGCGGGCUGAGGUGGAGGAGUAUGGGGUAGUCGUCAGCACCAUCAGUCAUACCUUCAUCAACGCGUCCGACCCGCCGCCUGUCGAGGAGCCCGCCCCGAAACCAAACACCCUGGCUGCAUUUAUCGCCAAGCAGAUGACCCACGGCGUGCGCCCGUCAGUCCUGGCCAAUGAGAUUAUGAACACGGUGAACAGGAAGUGGAAGGAGGUUGUGCUGGCCCACCCGAUCCCCAGGGUGGCCCUCUACCUCCGCUCCCUCAUCCCCUCCUUCUUCUUUGCUGUGCUGGCCGCUGGAGUGAAGGACUCAGUCCUGGCUGAGCAGAUGCAGUAGGAGAAAGGCUGAAACACAGGAUGGAAUCACGCAGAGAUGGGAACACAAGCAUGGACUGUUUGGAAAUGGUAGAUGUGUAAUAGUAUGUUCUUGACACAAGGCUGGGGUCCCAGACCCUCAGGGGGCCUGAAGGCUUCAGGUUCAUCAUGUGGCAAUUUAAUUAAGGUUAUAAUUUAGUUUGUUAAUAUUGGUUAAUAAUUGUUUAAUAUUAGCUAAAGCACAUUAUGAACUGAAAUAAUUAGGGCAGCACCUGCAUUAUUACCUGAUCCAUCUUGGAGAGGGGCCCCGAGUUAAAAUUUAGUUUGAAUUUUUAUAUAUAUUUUGCGUACAUGGUGUAUUUUACUUGCUUAACCAAUUACCACACACUAAAUUGCUAAUUAGUAACUAAUACAAACACAAUGCACAGAAAGAAAGACAAGAGGGAGGUGGGGGGGUCAUUAGUAGGGGCCCACAAUGAUUUUUGCCCAGGGCCCCCUAGUGGGUAUGUUCGGUCCUGGCUUGAUGUAUGAGCCCUCACAGACUCAGACUCACUCAGAAAACAUGUUCAAGCAGCAAAAUAAUGAACAAAACAAAAUCAGAAGGCUGAUCUGGGCUGACCUGAAAUACUGUGCAAAAACACAGAAUUACUACUUUAAUUUUUUAACAACUGCAUUUUACCAGUAUUGAUCAGAUCAGGAGAAUCCUAAAUAGAGAAACAAUUUAUCAUAAUUGUUUGGCUCUGCUGUUUCACUGUUUGAUGUAAAAAGAGAAAAAUCUAUUAUAUCUGUUGUUCUUUGCCUCUUUGUUGCUCUUAGAUGAGUUGAUCUUGUGUAUUAUAAUGGAUUCGAUUAGAAGAAACUGUAACGCCGGAUUAAGAACAGGGCGAUCAGAAAGUGCUAGAGAUAAUAACAGAACAAACAGCAAAUCAAAGAAAUGUAAUAAACAUUCAUCUUGCAUCCUG